AUGUUUACCCCUUACCGUUUUUGCAGCUCCUCUCGAAGAAACUACUCAGAGGUGGAGCUGAUGGAGCUUAACCAAAAAGCUACGCAAGCAUUUAAGGAAGGGAACUACGAGGAGGCGAUUGAUCUGUGGGAGGUGGUCUCACGCUCAGAGAACCAUUCAAGGGACAGCCCGGCUGUGAUAAGCUGCCUCAACAACCUAGCCUCUGUCUAUGGCAAAAUAGGCAAAAACGUUCGGAAGAUCGAAAUUCUCGAAAGCGCUCGACAAGUUGCAGAGAGGGUGUAUGGCGUGAAGCACCCGCAGUACGCCAUGUCGCUCUAUCAUCUAGCCUGUGCCAAAGAGGAGGUAGGCAUGUACGAAGACAUGUGUCGAUGCGUGGAAGAGUCCUUAGCGGUGCAUGAGAAACAUUUUAAUCCCAAAAGCAUCAAGGUGGCCCGCGUAUUACUUUUAUUGGCAAAUGCGCAUGAGAAGCUCGGCCAGCCAGGGGCCCAGCUGAGUAGCGCUGAGCGCGCUUAUGAAAUAACCAAGCACCACUACGGUGCGGAACACAUGCAAACAGCAUCCGCGUUGAUGAUACUUGGCCGCGCCUACGGUGCGAACAAUCAACCGGAGCAAUACCUGAAGCUCGCGCAAAGAGCGUUUGAGAUUCAGGAAAAUCGACUGGGCGCUAACAACCCCCAGCUCGCUCUAGGCCUGUUGGAGCUCGCCAAGGCGCACGCGGCGAGCGGGGAUUACGUUAAGCAGAAGGAAUUGUUGGAACAGGCAAUAGGUGUGCAGGAGCAGGCUCUUGGCGAACAGCCCACCUAUCUUGUGGAUACCUAUCUAUCCCUCGGCGACGCGUAUCGGCAGUUCGGAGAGGUGGCGUCUAUGGCUCAGUGUUAUAACGAAGCCCUGAAAAUCGCACAGCACCGGGAUGGUGAGAAUCCUGUAGAAGUUGGGAGAGCUGCCACGAAAGCGGCGCUGGGGAAUCUACAACAGGGUAGCCUAGCAAAGGCACGUCGGCUUGCCGAUGAAGCGACGGAACUGUUGUCGAUGGUAUCACCCAGUCAUCCCUUGGCAAAGGAGUUGACUGAAAUCAAAGAGAAGCUAGCAGAAAAAGAGAAACGGAAACAAUAG
Messenger RNA from Phytomonas sp. EM1, 1113 nucleotides. The record is from the annotation of a GenBank genome assembly. Lineage: Eukaryota; Euglenozoa; Kinetoplastea; Trypanosomatida; Trypanosomatidae.